Closterium sp. Naga37s-1 is the source of this 1221-nucleotide messenger RNA. The record is from the annotation of a GenBank genome assembly. Lineage: Eukaryota; Viridiplantae; Streptophyta; Zygnematophyceae; Desmidiales; Closteriaceae.
AUGCACUUCCUUUUUGGUGAUCACAUGCAGCUUGCUGCACGCGGAUCCCACCCUUGCCUCUCGCCGCCUUGUGCCGCCACCCGUUUCUCUGUGUGCCUGCGGUGGAGCGUUUCGCUCUUAACUGGCACCUUGUUGCUGCCGCCUGCCACGUGCUGUCACAUCGCCCUUACCUCGCCAGCGCCAGCCUCCAGCGAUUCCCCAUUCGGCGCCUCCAGUGAAGCUGCCUCGCUCGCACCACACCUGCACCUCCAGUGCAGGCGCACGCCUUGCAUUGGGCUCGGCCCAUCAGCCAUGGCUCGGAUGACUGCAGUGGCCAUGCUGCUGCCAGGGCUGCUAGCUGGCCUCGUUCUCGGCGCUGCCAUCAGCCUCAAUAGCAUCAUGCCUCCUGGCAGGGAUUUUUCAUACCGUGCACCAGUUACAGCUGAUCUUGCUCGUGGUUUCGAGAGACAGCAUGUCAAUCACUCUCCCAUGCUGCCAACUCCUUCCCUCGCUCAUGCCAAUGUUACUGUCUCUAGUCCCAACGCCACGUAUGGACCUCCCACUCAUGCCAACGCAAUUGCGGCAUCCAGUCAGCAUGCCCACGCUCUCAACGUGCCGAUUCACUCCUUCAACACCCUGCUUCCGGUUUUUAUGCUGUAUUUUGCCGUCACCACAUUUGUGGUGCUGCUGUGGGGGAUGGACGUCACCCACACGCAAGUCAGAGCAUGGGUGUAUCAGCAGGGUUCGGCUGUGGUAGCUGGGCUGAUGAAAGUGAAGAGUAUACGUGAGAUCUUCCCUCUGCUUCACAGCCCCAUUCCUGGAAUGGAGAAAUUGGGUGAGGUGAUUGGUUCUGCCUUGGCGAGCAUAAUUGGAACACACGAGUUGGAGAUGAAAAUGAGGGCGCUUGGCCUGCAGCUGGAAGACACACGGAGGGAGAUGAGGGGGCAGGUGGAGGAGAGGAAGAGGGAUGUAGAGAAUGCUGAAAGAAGAAUGGCGGAGAUAAGGGAAAUGAAAGGGCUGUUGGAGGAGAGGGCGAGGGGGUUGGAAGCAGAAUUGGCUGCAGCGAAAGGAGAGCUGGAUGAACAGAGGCAAUCAACCACAUUGCAGUUGGAGGAGGCUGAGAGAAGACGAGUGACGGAGAUGAGAGGGAAGGUGGAGGAGUGGGAGAGGGGGUGGGCAGAAGUGAAGGUGGACCUUGCUGAACACAAGGGGCGCUAUUGCAGAACAGCUGGAUAUGGCUGA